Racocetra persica is the source of this 968-nucleotide messenger RNA. The record is from the annotation of a GenBank genome assembly. NCBI's taxonomy places the organism in Eukaryota, Fungi, Glomeromycota, Glomeromycetes, Diversisporales, Gigasporaceae.
CCAUUAAAACAAAACCUAAACAACUAUGUCUAUAUAACAACGUAUUGAGUAUGACAAAAAAAGUGACAAGAGGACAAAUACCUGGUAUGAUUAUUACUGAUGGUGACCCUGCUAUAAAACGUGCAAUCACGAUUGAAUACCCAAUAACAAGAGGAUUUAUGGUGACAAUGUUCACUUUGGAGAUUGAAACAACUUCAUUUGUUGAGAAUGAAAACGUAUGCAUUAAAUACCUUCUUGAAAGCAGUAAUAUGUCUUUUUAUGAUCUUAGGAAAGUCUUUAUGAAUUGCGUCGAAGAUAAAGCAAGUGAGAAACAAUAUGAAGAAUUAAUUAGCAUUAGUGUUCUUUUGACUAUAAAUUGUGUAACAAUUUUUUUAGCAAUAGAAUCAAUUGGUACAUAUUAUCUGCGUCUGAAAGUUGCACAAUAUAUAAUUGGUCAAAUGAAGAAAUGUGUAUACUACACAGCAUACCUAUCUAAUAUCGAAGAAAUUGAACAUAUAACUACAGAUAAACCAUCUGAAAGUAAAAGGUUUGAAGAUGAACUGGAAGCAGCAUGGUUUAGUAUGAAGUUAAUCAAUAUUCACUGGAUUCCUCAAAGCAAACGUAGUGAUGCUCUAAAUGAAUAUGAGUGUUUUGAGCAACGUUUUAGUGAUAAUAAGCAAGUAAAUUAUUUUGAAUUGCCCUUUUCAACUUAUAAUAUAGAUGUGCAAGAUAAUUUUGAUAAUCAAUUCGUAAAAGAACAGCUCUUUUAUAGAAAGAUUUGGAGUUUAGUAUGUACUGCAACUGAUAAGUGUUUACUAUAUCAGGAUUAUGGAUUUAUUCAAGUAGUUGAAAAUUAUUUGGAUGAAGUGUGUAAACAUAAAGAAGAACUUACACAAGCAAGUGCAAUCAACUUAAAUGAUUCUAAUAAAGAGAAUACAUAUUCAAGUAUUCAGCUUAGAAAUCUAUUAAAGGUGAUUAUUAAAGGCUAA